Messenger RNA from Akanthomyces muscarius, 837 nucleotides. RefSeq lists its product as uncharacterized. NCBI's taxonomy places the organism in Eukaryota, Fungi, Ascomycota, Sordariomycetes, Hypocreales, Cordycipitaceae. The transcript is spliced from 2 exons. The record is from RefSeq and is a predicted model, not a curated record. The coding region runs from base 1 to 837 and encodes 278 amino acids.
AUGGCUCCGCGCUUGCUGGCGUUCCCGACGCCGCUGUCCUCGACGGAUCUGCUCAGCAACGCCAAACAGGAGUGGCAUCAGCAGCCUCACCUUGUCGGCCGCAACCUGCAGCACCCCAACCACACACAACAAGUAACGCUCGGCGUCAUCGCAGCCUAUGUCGUCGUCAUUGCUAUUCUAUGGAAUGUUCCCUACAUUAAGAACAUCCUCUGGCCUUUCAAGAUGCUUGUCAUUGCUUUCCACGAGUUUGGCCACGCCAUCACAGCGGUCUGCACCGGUGGCCGCGUCAAGUCCAUCAGCCUCGACCCCAACGAAGGCGGCGUCACCAAAAUGGUCGGCGGCAUCAGCGCCAUCACGCUCCCCGCAGGCUAUCUAGGAUCGUCCAUCAUUGGCGCACUGCUCACCUUUUGCGGCUUCAACAUUGUCGCAUCCAAAAUCGCCAGCAUCGUGCUGGGUGUCUGCUUCCUCUUGACACUGUGGUGGGGAAAGCGGGACUGGCUGACAGUUUUGACCGUGCUACUGGCUGUGGCUCUCUUGAUCGCGUGCUGGUUCAUCAAACACGCCGAAGCGCUGCGAUUUGUCGUGCUUUUUAUUGGCGUCAUGUCCUCACUCUACAGCGUGUGGGACAUUUGUGACGAUCUGAUCAUGCGCAAAGUCAACUCGUCGGAUGCGAGUGUCUUUGCGAAGCGAUAUGGCGGCUCGUCGCAGUGCUGGGGCGUCAUCUGGUCUAUAAUUUCUGUCUUGGUCAUGGCAGUCGGAAUUGUCGCAGGGCUCGCUGCGUUUUCACAGUCAUUUGAGCAACAACAGGAGGAUUCCAAGCACUUUAUCCCUACAUAA